CACACACACACAUAUAUAUACACACACACACACACACACACGGAGCAGACAGCAGCGAGCAGGACGUCUCAACAUGUUUUUAGUUUCUCUUUAAGCCCGGUGUGGGUGUGAGAAACGCGGAGUCCGGCAGCAGUGACAGCAGAGGUUACUGUAACAGCAGACUGUAUCAACACAUGUGUCUGUGCCACAGUAAUAGGAGCACUGCGGCUGUGGAUCUGGACUUGGGCAGCUCCUACACCCAGUGGUCCACAAGAAAGGCAACAAGACAAAGGAAAUGUAUUGCUUCAGGAACAAGUGAAGUCAUCACAGUUCUUAUACCAGUUACCAGAAUGAAUGACAGGUUCCAGAAACAAGGAAUAUGGAGGCUGUAGCUCCUCUCCGUCCCUAGCAGAAGGGCUAGGAGCAGCCUGAUUCCUCCGUACUUCCCUGCCCGCCUGCCUUGCCCCUUCAUGGCCAGCAGGAGUCCUUCCCUGAGCCAGGAAGCCAGGGACUCGGCACCCGGGACCCCUGAGGCCGGCACUGACUCCCAGCCGGGGCCCGAGGUCUUUUGCAAGCUGUGCCUCAGUGAGCAGCCAUCUGCAGCCACCAGGGAACUGCAAAGCUGCAACUGCAACUUCUGCACAGCAUGUUUGCAGCAGUAUGUUCAGCUGGCCAUCAUGGAGGGUGGGGGGGCACCCAUCACCUGCCCAGAUAUGGCCUGCCAAAAGUCUGGCGUGCUACUGGACUCUGAGAUAGCCAGCCUGGCUGCAGCUGAUCAGGUGGAGCUGUAUCAGCGUGUGAAGUUUGAGAGGGGAGUGAAGUUGGACCCCAGUAAAGCCUGGUGCCCAGUGCUUGAGUGCCAGGCGGUGUGCAAAGUGCAGCCAAGCACCGAGGGCCAGCCCACCGCUGUGCCCUGCCUCACCUGUCACACUGUCUUCUGCUCUGGGUGCAGAGGGCCCUGGCAGGACAGCCAUACCUGCCCCGAACGCCAGCCCAUGAUGUCACCCUCUCCCUCUCAUGAAAGCAGGGCCCGCUCCGACAGCCACUCUGACAUGCCCAUCAAACAGUGUCCUAUGUGUGGUAUCUACAUAGAGAGGAACCAGGGCUGUGCACAGAUGCUGUGUAAGAGCUGCAAACACACCUUCUGCUGGUACUGCCUGCAGAAUCUGGAUGGUGAUAUAUUCCUGCGGCAUUAUGAUAAGGGACCGUGCAGAAACAAGCUGGGACACUCCAGGGCCUCUGUGAUGUGGAACAGAACGCAGGUGGUGGGAAUCCUGGUGGGGGUCAGCAUCAUCGUGCUGGUGACAUCUCCGCUCCUCCUGCUGGCCUCGCCCUGCAUCCUGUGCUGUGUCUGUAAGCCCUGCAGAGGCAAGAAGAAGAAGAAGAAAAGGAAGAGGGACCUCAGCCAGCCAGACUCCUCCACAUCAUAGCAGCUCCCCCUCUCAUUGGGCCAUCCAGGAUACACUGACGAAGCCCAAGGAAACCAACAAGCGCAUGUGCAAGUGGUGGAAAAGAAUAAACUUAUCGAACAAUGGAGCACUUUUCCCCCCGACGCGACAGACUGGACGCCUCGUCAGGAUAAGGGUGGAAGUGUAAAUAUGAAGAGAAUGAAUGUAACUCGCUCACGUAGUUGUUGGCAGAUGCACAACAGGUUUGUAAGGAGAAGGCGGUGGGAGUUUUCCUGGAGAGGUUUCUCUCUCUCUCUCUCUCUCACACACACACACACACACACGCACACACACAUGCAGUUAAAAGUGCAACGCCACCCUCAUGUGCCAAAUGUCAUGAUGCCAAACUACAGGUGUUAGGUGCUCAAGUGCCUCACUCUACAGUGCCUGGUGCUUGGUCGUCUUUGCUUUGCCUUUCAUUCUAUCUUUAUAUUAUGCAAAAAUUUUAGCAUUAUGAAAAUGGACAACUGUCAGGAUCCCACAGGGUUGUAAAUCCCUAAAAAAAAAAGCAAAACAUUCUUUCAUAAUGGUAGAAGG
Seriola dumerili (greater amberjack) is the source of this 1964-nucleotide messenger RNA. RefSeq names its product ring finger protein 144B (gene rnf144b). Bases 450 to 1409 code for a protein of 319 amino acids. The record is from RefSeq and is a predicted model, not a curated record. The transcript has 9 exons. Gene Ontology annotation, biological process: positive regulation of proteasomal ubiquitin-dependent protein catabolic process; protein polyubiquitination; ubiquitin-dependent protein catabolic process. Gene Ontology annotation, molecular function: zinc ion binding; ubiquitin conjugating enzyme binding; ubiquitin protein ligase activity. NCBI's taxonomy places the organism in Eukaryota, Metazoa, Chordata, Actinopteri, Carangiformes, Carangidae. Gene Ontology annotation, cellular component: cytoplasm; mitochondrial membrane; ubiquitin ligase complex.